This is a messenger RNA of Syngnathus typhle (broad-nosed pipefish), 3333 nucleotides long. RefSeq names its product shisa family member 4 (gene shisa4). The coding region runs from base 184 to 828 and encodes 214 amino acids. The record is from RefSeq and is a predicted model, not a curated record. The transcript is spliced from 5 exons. Lineage: Eukaryota; Metazoa; Chordata; Actinopteri; Syngnathiformes; Syngnathidae.
CGCAGCGUCACCAUCCGAGAAGGGUCGAAUGACGUCACAGUCGGCUUGUGUGUCAUUUUCGACGGAUAAACCACCACGAGUCGAGCCGACGCGUGUUGUCUUUCCUUCCCAGCUCAGGUCAUAUGUGACAACCGUGAAGUCAAGUCGUUUUUGUACCGCCUCGCUCCAGAAGAAGGGACGACAAUGGGGUUUAACGCGGGAACAAGCUCAUCAGUGGCGACGUCGACUACAGCGACCGUGUUAUUAGCGAUACUAGCCGUCGUCUUCUUCUCUUCUCCGGUGGGAGCCAAUGAAGACUGCCUGUGGUACGUGGACAAGAAUGGCACGUGGCACAACGGCUUCGACUGCCCUCUCAUUACUUUCUGCUGCGGAAACUGUCAGCGGCGCUACUGUUGCCUCGACGCCUUCAAGAUGAUCACAGAACGUGAACAGAAGCGCUGCAUGCUUUUCCAGUUCAGUCCAACGACAUUAGCUGGCAUCGCCUCGUCCAUCCUGCUCUUCGUGGUCAUCAUCGCCACCAUGGUGUGCUGCUUCAUGUGUUCCUGCUGUUAUCUCUACCAGAGAAGGCAACAGCGGGGCAGGACUCCUUAUGAGCCCCAGCACAUCCCGAUGGCCAGCUACCCCGUUGAGCCUCUCUACGACGCCUACGGGAAACCACUCGGGCCGUCUGAUUAUCCGCAUGCGGGCUAUCCCAUGGCGCCUCAGUACCCAGGCAUGCCUCCACAGUACCCCAUGAUGCAGCCCGGACAAUAUCUCCCUCCCAAUAUGGAUCCUGCUUACAGCCAAGCCCCUCCACCGUACUCUCCUCCACAAUAUCCUGGUCACUGAUCAGCUAAAAACACUGGCAAACUCGCACUUGCACACACUCAUUCAUGAAAUGUGGUCAGUAGCAGCAAUGGGAGAGAAAAGACUGUUUUAAAAGAGUGACAGGCAGCAACAUUUCGCACACACCUCAACAAACAAAUACUUCAGUGUGUUCAUCCAGCAUAAAAAUCAUAUUUAUAUAAUAGUUUAUUUAAAAUCUAACAACAUUCUUUUCACUUGUGUUCUCCCCCAUUUGGCAAGUGUGCGAGGAUGUUAGCACAGUGUGCUCAGCCAUUUAAAAGAUUCGUUCUUUGGCGAAAGCCACCGUAAAUGCCAAUGGAAAGGAUUAAUUCUACAACACUAUUGGGUUCAGAGGUAUGUACAUUUUGUCAUCCCAUCAUAUUUUAUUUUUCUCAAAUACACUUGCUUCAAGUAGUCUUAAUAUGGCAUGAGGUAACACACUGUGACUGAUCCACAAGUAUGAUUGUUUGUUUUUUUUCCUAUUGGUUUUUACUAUGAGCAAAACUUGCAAUUUCCGUGCAAGCGGUGCAUGUUUGAUUCUAGAAUAAUGGCUAUGUGUAUUUAGUACAAAGCAAAGUUUUAAGUGCCAUGCUAAAAAAAGAACAAGUAGGAAAAUAUAUAUAUUUUUUAUGAGAAUUAAGUUAAUAUUACCAGAUACAGGUUGUACAUGAGCAAGACAACUGUUGGGGGAAGUUGUCAUUUUAAGUGAAGAAAGCCAAUGAGGGAUGAAGUCACAAACGUUCUGAGGUUUAUUUAUUUAUUUUUGUUGUAAAAUUGUGGUCCUCAAAAUAAUCUCAAAUAAGGUGCAUUAUGAGAAUUCCGUUAAUAUGAAAAGGAAAAUCUGUUAAAGUUACUGGGGGGAAAAAUGUACUUUUGUACUAUGAGGAAGAUUGUCAUUGAACUGGAAAUAGUAAUAUUAUAUAUAUAAUAUUCUAUAUAUGUAUAUUGAAUAGUUAAUUCUAUUACGGGUUUUACAAUGACCAGAAACAUGGUCAUUCACUUGAAGGAAAUAUGCAUUGGAAUAGUACAAGGUCAUUUUCGAAACGUCAUAUAAACAAUAUUGGAAUGUUAUGAGAGAAGUCACAAUUUCCCUUGGUAUCAUUUUAGGUGACGAAAAGUGUUUUCAACACAAAUUGUACAAUUACACCAAAAGGUCAGUUCAACAAAAAGUAGAAAUAUUACCGUGAACAAAAUGUUAGGUUGUAAUAUUUACAAGGGUACCACAAGAAAGUUUUUAAUUUUACAAGGAACGACAUAGAAGUUCCAGACAAGUUUUAAUUUUAUAUGUCCACACAUGAUGCAAAAAGUUCACGUGUAGACUACUAGAUUUAGUUCAAAACUAUUCCAGAAAAUUUUACGACUAAUUUCAGUUUGGAGUUGUAGUUUUUUUUUCCCCUCAAAAAACUUUUAAGUUGUCAUUUGUAGUGAACGAUAAUAUCAGAAGUUGUGAUGUCACAAGAAUAUCACAAGAACAAGUCUUAACAUUUACGAGGAAAAACAAGAAUAAAUUCAGGGUUUUCCCUCUGUGGAAUAAAAAGUACUGGUUUUUCAAAACCAAAGUAACAAAAUGUGAAGUUGUGACCUUUAAACUGCUGUAGUGUUUUCUUUCCAGUGUGGCGCUGCUAUGACGAUACAUACGGAAUACCUAAUAAAUUUUGAGUUCUUUCGCUAAGCUAGCAUUCCUAUUAGCUGCAUUUUGUACCAACGUCGGUCGGCAUGUUCUCCACUUUGUUGCUUUUCUCCUUUUCCAAAACGAAGUAGAACUACAUUUCCGUUGAUGUGUUAGCGUGAUGUCCAUGUUGAAUAUUUCUUGUUCAAAUUAUUAGUUCUGGUGAAACAUCAGGUCAAGGGGAGUUGUUGGUCUGUAAUGCUGCUUUGAAUUUUUGAACUGGAUACCCAACAUCCCGCCUCACUCUCGCCAUGAAACUAAAGCUGGAUUUACGCUGCAAGGCUCAAAGUGACAAGUAUUGCAAUAGGGGGAAAAAAUAGGAAGUGAUAUUUUCAGACUGGAAGUUUUGUAAUCCCAUUCCUCAUCUGCCUUUUGGUCUUUUAACAAGACUAUUUUUCAAAAUAAUAUCCUGUUAUUACUCUUAGCUUUCCAAUAUAAUAAAAGUGACGUGUACUUGGCUAUUGGAUCAAUUAUCUAAAAAGUUUGACCCCGCCGCCCCCCCUUCGUUUGUUAGACAAACUGCUUUUUCCUCUCCUAUUGAUGUCUCCACUCAUGCGAUUGAGCUUUGUUUGUAUUUAAGCCGGUGAGAGAAAACCGUGUUGUGUCGGAAGUUGAUGAGCCAUCGUAAAGCACACUGGAAAUGUUUGAACGCUUUCCUCUUUGGAAUUCCUCUGUGUUUUUUGUUGGGGUUUUUUCCCUUCUUCCUCUUGAUCCCGUGUGUCUAAUUAAACUAACUAUGAGUUUGAAAACAACUAAAAUGUAAUGUUUUGUAAUUGUAAUGUAUAAUAUGAGUGAAGAGAUUUUAUUUCUAAUGACAUAAAAUUUAACUUUGGAAUGUA